Racocetra persica is the source of this 678-nucleotide messenger RNA. The record is from the annotation of a GenBank genome assembly. Lineage: Eukaryota; Fungi; Glomeromycota; Glomeromycetes; Diversisporales; Gigasporaceae.
UUUAUUAAUCUUCGCAACAGACACUCUGAUCCUGAAAAAGCGUGGAUUUACAUGUCAUUUGAAGUUGACGAUCGUGAGAAAGACCUUCCUUCUGUUUUAGAAAAAUUAGAAGCUAAUGGGUUUUACGCUCAGGAUAUUAGCGAUAAUGAAAUGGCUAAAAGUCACGCGAGGUACCUGGUCGGCGGAAGAAGUAAAGUUGAAAACGAACAAUUAUAUCGGUUUGAAUUUCCUGAGCGACCAGGGGCAUUAAAAAAAUUUCUUUCGGGACUUCGUUCAGAUUGGAACAUUUCAUUGUUUCAUUAUCGUAAUCAUGGUUCAGGUACGUUAAAAUAUAAACCGACCAACGAAGAUCCGCAAUCAACUCGAUUCGCGAUUGAAAGCAUGUCGUCAUCAACAGCAUCAUCUGGUGUUAGUGAUAACGAUGAAACGAGUAUUAAUUUAUUCGAUAAUGAAGAUAUUGUUUUUAAUGAUAACUAUUCCACUACUAUUCACGGUGUUGAUAAAAUAGAUAUAGGGAAAGUAUUAGUUGGAAUUCAAGUACCGCCUCAAGAUUCAGAAGCGUUCGAGAAUUUUAAGAAUCAACUUGGAUAUCAUGCUAUUAAUGAAACUGAAAAUCCUGUUUAUAAACAAUUUUUAAGAUAUAGUCAAGAAGAUAAGAUUUUAAACUUAAGGUCUUGA